GUUCGAAAUGCCACAUAACGUUAGCAAGCCUUCAACCAUGCCACCGUCACCACCGUUGCCGUCCAGCCCAAUCUCUCUGCGCCUGCAGGCCCCGAAGCGCGAAAGCUGUUCGAUAAAAUCGUUGGAAUCUCCACACACAGCGUCGUCGACGUCGUCUGACGGGAGCGACGCGCCUUCGCCUAAGUCGGAAUCGUUCCACGAGCGAAUGCUAGGCAUGGUUCAACAUGCGUUAUCGACGUACUCGGCGGAAGCUGCAGCCAUAUCCAAGAUGGCAUGGAAGGUAAGUCUGGCCACACUGUGCCGCACUCUCCUGCCAGCCAUCACCGCCGGUUUCCUGGGUCAUUUGGGCUCCAAGGAAUUGGCGGCAAGUGCGCUAGCCAACAUUUGGGUGUCGGCGUUGCAAAUCUUCAUCUAUGGCUUCUCGGUGUCCCUGUGCACAUUAUGCGGACAAGCAUACGGUGCCCGCAAUUAUGAACUCGUGGGCAUUUGGUUCCAGCUGGGCGUCGUGACAUUGAGUGUCAUCUCGAUUGCGAUGGGCCUGUCAUUCUUGUACGUUGGGCCAAUGCUGGCGAUGCUCUCCAGCGACGCUGAGACGCUGGCACUCGCGACCGUCUUCUGCCGGUAUUCCGUGCUUAGCGUGUGGCCGCAGUGCGUCAAUUGUGCGCUCAGGCAGUACUUGCAGGCCCAGGAGAUAAUCGCCCCUGGCACCGUCGUGAGCUUUCUCAGCGUGCCCAUCUGCAUCGCGGCCAACUACUUGUUCAUCUUCUACCUCGAGUUCGGCUUCGUGGGGUCUCCCCUGGCGCAGUUCGUCGCCGAUGCGUUCCAGCCGGUCGCGUUGUUUCUGUAUGCAUGUUGGUUCAAGCGAUACCACGAAAAGACGUGGUUUGGAUGGACGUGGGCGUGCCUCCGGCCAGACCGCGUCCGCCGCUUCCUCUGGCUGUCCAUGGCCAUGACGCUAAACGUCGCAUUGGACGAGUGGAUCUACUCGGUCGUGACGGCGAUCGCUAGCUCCCUCGGCUCGCUCGACAUGGCCGCCAACAGCGUGCUGUACAUGCUGUGGAACCUCGUGUACAGCAUCUACUGGGGCUUUGGGCUGCCCACGCAGGUCCGCGUCGCCAACUUCCUCGGCGCCAACCGCCCGGACGCCGCCAAGCGCACCAUGUACGUCGGGUUCGCACUCGGGGGCGCCGCCGCGUUUGGGUCGGCCGGUUUGUUUUUCCUGUUCUUGUAUCCGCUGAUCGCCCUCUUCACGCCGGAUCCGGACCUGACGGCGCUGGUUGCACGGACCUUCGCCCUCUUUGCGGUCGCCGUGGGGGUCUCCGGGCUCCACAUCGUGCUGGCUAGCGUGGCCGAAGCCAUGAGCAUGGCUAACAUUCUGCUCUGCAUCACCGCCACCGGCUCGUGGGUGGUGCUCCUGCCCGUGUCGUUCGUGCUGGGUAUAGUGUGCCACUGGGGCCUCGCGGGGCUGUGGGUCGGCAGCGUCCUCGGUGAAACCACCAAGUUUGUGCUCAUAGCUGUCGCGUUGUACAGGGUGGACUGGGACGCCGCGGCGGUCGUCGCGGUCCGGCAGUCCCGGCUGCAUUCGCCCAAGGACGAGGAAUUGGACGUGCUGGAGCGCGUGCUCGUGAGCGUGUCGACACCGUCUAUGUUUAGUCCGGUGAUUUCUCGCCAAAUUGCCGACGGCCAUUCAAGCGAGUACAUGCGCAGUCGCGGAUAUAGCCAUCACUCGGACGAUAAUGAGCGCGAAUGUUUGCUCAGGCAGCGAGCAUUGUCGUUUUAAUUCCCACGAAAAACUAGACCCCUCCC
Messenger RNA from Aphanomyces astaci, 1806 nucleotides. RefSeq lists its product as hypothetical. Bases 8 to 1780 code for a protein of 590 amino acids. Gene Ontology annotation, molecular function: antiporter activity; xenobiotic transmembrane transporter activity. NCBI's taxonomy places the organism in Eukaryota, Oomycota, Saprolegniomycetes, Saprolegniales, Verrucalvaceae. The record is from RefSeq and is a predicted model, not a curated record. Gene Ontology annotation, biological process: xenobiotic detoxification by transmembrane export across the plasma membrane. Gene Ontology annotation, cellular component: membrane. The transcript is spliced from 2 exons.